AUGUCUCUUGGAAGAACCUUCAAGCUCAACUCGGGCUACCAAAUCCCUGCGGUUGGCCUCGGGACCUGGCUCUCCAAGCCUCAUGAGGUUGAGAAUGCGGUCGAAUCCGCCCUGCGCAAAGGAUACCGUCACAUUGAUGCUGCUGCAUGUUAUCAGAAUGAGAACGAAGUAGGAAACGGAUGGAAAAAGUCCGGUGUUCCUCGUGAAGAAAUCUUUAUCACUAGCAAGCUGUGGAACACCCACCACCACCCCGACCAUGUGGAGGAAGCGAUCAACAAGACGCUGAGCGACCUCCAAACCGACUAUUUGGAUCUUUACUUGAUCCACUGGCCCGUCGCCUUUGCUCACACUAAUGAAACCCUCACUCCGACCGACCCGGUCACGAAGCGAUUCCGACUAGCCGAUGUUCCGGUCUCCGAGACCUGGGCUGCUCUUGAGAAGUUCGUCCAGGCCGGCAAGAUCAGAAGUCUGGGAAUCAGUAACUUUACCAUCGCGGCGACGAAAGAGCUGCUCAAGACUGCGCGGAUUCCCCCUGCCGCCAACCAGAUCGAGGCGCACCCUUACUUGCUGCAGCCGGAACUCUUCUCGUAUUUGAAGGCACAGAACAUUCUUCCUGUUGCAUAUUCACCACUCGGCAACAAUAUCUACAACCUCCCUCGUGUGGUCAAUGACCCUGUGGUUGAAGAUAUUGCCAAGAAACUCAACAAGGAUCCUGCCCAGGUCCUGAUCUCUUGGGCCAUCCAGCGAGGCUCUGCUGUCUUGCCCAAGAGUGUCACGCCUUCUCGGAUCGAGAGCAACUUCCAAGACUUUGUUAUUCCCGAUGAGGAGUUUGCGGCUUUGAACAAGCUCGACAAGAACACACGCUACAAUUAUCCAUUCCGUUGGGGUGUGGAUGUGUUCGAGGAAUUGGGUGCUGCCGAAGCCGAGCGUCGCGCCGAGGAGCAUGCUGCGUCUCAGCGAACUAAUUAA
Molecule: messenger RNA, 969 nt
Organism: Penicillium olsonii
Lineage: Eukaryota; Fungi; Ascomycota; Eurotiomycetes; Eurotiales; Aspergillaceae
Source: the annotation of a GenBank genome assembly